AUGGGCUUCACCAAGGAAUCAGCCACGAUCGGCAUCAUUGGCAUGGGAGACAUGGGCAAGAUGUACGCCCAGCGUCUGAGCGCUGCCGGAUGGAGGAUUAAUGCAUGUGACAAACCCGACUCGUAUGAGCGUCUUAUAAAAGAAUUCGAAUCCACACAAAAUGUCACUAUCUUUCCCAAUGGCCACCUGGUUUCCAGAAUAAGCGAUUACAUUAUUUACAGUGUAGAGGCCGGUGUCAUCGACAAGGUAGUGGAAAUGUAUGGCCCGUCUACCAAGGUCGGUGCAAUCGUCGGUGGUCAAACGUCCUGCAAGGCCCCUGAGCUCGCGGCUUUCGACAAACACCUUCCCAAGGACGUAGAGAUCGUAUCAUGCCAUUCGCUACAUGGCCCUCAAGUCAACCCCAAGGGUCAACCUCUGGUCUUGAUCCAGCACCGUGCCUCCGAUGAAAGCCUCAACUUCGUCAAGGAAGUCCUGUCAUGCUUCGAAUCCAAGUUCGUUUUCCUCUCCGGAGAGAUGCAUGAUCGCAUCACGGCAGAUACCCAGGCCGUCACCCAUGCGGCCUUCCUGAGCAUGGGAACAGCAUGGCAGGCCAACCAGCAAUUCCCCUGGGAGAUUAACCGUUGGGUGGGAGGCAUCGAGAACGUGAAGAUCAACAUCACCCUACGCAUCUACUCCAACAAGUGGCACGUGUACGCCGGUCUUGCCAUCUUGAACCCAGCGGCGAAGAAGCAGAUUCGGCAGUAUGCAGAGUCCGUGACGGAUCUGUACAAGCUCAUGAUUGAGGGCCGCCGAGACGAACUCAAACGCCGUGUCAGAGCUGCAGGGGAGGCCGUUUUCAAAGCGGGUACCAACGGCCAGGAUCUGCUGUUGAAGGAUGAAGUCCUCGACCGUUUCUCCCUGUCAAACCGGGAACGUGAGCAGGCUCCUCCGAACAGCCAUCUCAGUCUGCUUGCCAUCGUUGACUGUUGGUCCAAACUUGGAAUUGUCCCCUAUGAUCAUAUGAUCUGUUCCACGCCUCUUUUCCGUCUCUGGCUGGGCGUCACGGAAUAUCUCUUCCGCAAUCCCGAACUCCUCGAGGCGGCCCUCGACACUGCAGUCGACGAUAAGACGUUCCGUUCGGAUGACCUGGAAUUUACCUUUGCAGCUCGCGCAUGGUCGGACUGCGUAUCGUUCGGUGAUUUCGAAUCCUACCGCGACCGGUUCGAGCGGAUCCAGCAGUACUUUGCUCCCCGAUUCCCCGAAGCCGUCAAGCUGGGCAACGAAAUGAUGAAGACCAUUCUGGAGAAGACUGCAACGGGCCAAGCCUAGUAUAGGAGAAGACACACCGAAAGAGAUGAAAAUCGAGUAAUGCCAAUGGCUCCUCCCUAAGUCUAAAAGCCCAAUCACAAGAAGAAGCCGGCUAGGGAAAGUCGGGUAGCGCGCCUAGAGUAGGUGGAUGUCUCUGCGCCAGUCCGGCAGGAUCGGAGAGGGGGGCAAUCCAUAAU
Aspergillus costaricaensis CBS 115574 is the source of this 1484-nucleotide messenger RNA. Its product is annotated as prephenate dehydrogenase (NADP(+)). Bases 1 to 1308 code for a protein of 435 amino acids. Gene Ontology annotation, biological process: L-tyrosine biosynthetic process. The transcript has 7 exons. Lineage: Eukaryota; Fungi; Ascomycota; Eurotiomycetes; Eurotiales; Aspergillaceae. The record is from RefSeq and is a predicted model, not a curated record. Gene Ontology annotation, molecular function: prephenate dehydrogenase (NAD+) activity; NAD+ binding; prephenate dehydrogenase (NADP+) activity.